AUGCAACUCCAAGAAAACAAACAAAUCACAUCUGAGCAACUCAAACCAUUGCAAUGGCCUCUGCUCAGUGUGUGAAACCCAAUACCACAGUUGAAGCUAGCCAACCAAAAUGUCCACACAAACCAAAUAAUACUGCAAGUGGAGUUAGCCAACAAAAAUGCCCACACAAAUCUAAUAACACUGCAAGUGAAGUUAGCCAACCAAAAUGCCCACAAAAAACCAAUAAUAUAGCAAGUGAAGCUUCCCAACCCAAACCCAAUAGCACUGCAAUCGAAGUUUGCCAACCCAAAACCCAACACAGCUCCUUUGGGCAAAAGUUAUCUGAGAUAACAAGCAAGGCUUUCAAAGGGCACCAUGCCCGUCAUGGAAGCAACCAAAAUCAACUUCAAUGCUACAGUCAAACUCAGGUUGAGUCGCAAGGCCAUAAUGGUACCAAAACAGAGACUCACCAUUAUGGCCAAACUCAGUUCCAACAAGACAAAAAACAUGGGGUCUCCAAAACCCAGAUCACAGUUACAAUGGUUCAAGCACAAAUCACCCGUACUGACGAGGAUUAUCCUUAUGGUGGUACAUCAUGUUUUGGGGCUCCUACCAAGAAGAAUGGAGAGCUCAACAACAUCAAAAAGGAUAUGAACUUGUUCCGGAGGAUUAAGAAUGGCAUGUCUCGCCAUAACAACACUGAAGGAGGUAAAAACAGCAGCAGCAGCAGCAGUGAUAGUGAAAGUGAUGAUGAGAAGUGUAAACAGUGCCCAAAGACGAAGAAAUGAUGAAACGAGAAGCUGCAAACAGGACGCAACUAAACAAAGCUUAUUCAACGGAAGGAAAUAAUAACAUCUUUACAGAUAAUAAGUGUGUUUGUGUUUUAUGAUACUGUUCUCGCCCCCAAAUAGUUGGGAGAAAUAAAUUCCAAGGUCACUUGGUUGUGUGUAUUGUGAUAAAUGAUUAAUAAUAUACGUUGAAGUUAAUACCGGUCUGUUCAGCACAGGACCGAACAGUACCUUCGUUACCUAGUAUGUAUUUCGAUUAACGUUUGUAAAAUUGUGAGCAAACUUAAUUUUGCAAAUUUUCUAUUA
Vigna radiata var. radiata (mung bean) is the source of this 1073-nucleotide messenger RNA. RefSeq lists its product as uncharacterized. Lineage: Eukaryota; Viridiplantae; Streptophyta; Magnoliopsida; Fabales; Fabaceae. The transcript is spliced from 2 exons. Bases 54 to 767 code for a protein of 237 amino acids. The record is from RefSeq and is a predicted model, not a curated record.